Haliotis rubra (blacklip abalone) is the source of this 1922-nucleotide messenger RNA. Its product is annotated as nose resistant to fluoxetine protein 6-like. The transcript is spliced from 13 exons. Gene Ontology annotation, molecular function: acyltransferase activity, transferring groups other than amino-acyl groups. NCBI's taxonomy places the organism in Eukaryota, Metazoa, Mollusca, Gastropoda, Lepetellida, Haliotidae. The record is from RefSeq and is a predicted model, not a curated record. The coding region runs from base 242 to 1663 and encodes 473 amino acids.
GUCCUGGAAUCAAGAUCGGCGUCUGUUUUCCUAGCACUUGCUCAGAAGCUGAUGUCACUGCCCUUCUCAAUGCAGUGCUGGAGACAGCCAAUACCAGCCUCAGGGUGGGAUCCACCGUCUGCCAGAAGAAGACACAAGACUACAACGCCAACGCCAUCAUUGUACUGUUGGUCCUGUCACUGUUUGUGACGGUGAUGGUAACGGCCACGAUGUACGACAUCGUGUGGGUGCAGAUGCCGAAAUGGGAGAUGGAGAAACAACAAGCAGCAGGAGAUGUGGGGACCACGGUCAACAUCAAGGACACAUCGCAGUCCAUAGAGACGACACCUCUGUUGAAGGACAAACAGCGUCGCAGCAACUGUCUCGGACAACAGGUGUUGCCGCUCAGAUGUUGCUGUCCUUCUCUGUGUACACCAACACCGUCAAACUGUUGUCCCUGUCCCAGCCCCCGGGAUCCAUCUCCAGCAUCCACGGGAUCAGGUUCUUCAGCAUGACCUGGGUCAUCCUCGGACACUCCUUGGCUUUCGCUACUGGAGCCUCACAAAAUGCGGCUUCCUACCUUCCAAGGGCUUUAAAGCACUGGUCGUUCCAAGCCAUUGCCAACGCCACCGUGGCUGUAGACACUUUCUUCACUCUCAGCGGUCUUCUGGUAGCUUACCUGGUGCUGAAGGAGCUGUCCCGCAACAAGGGCAAAAUCAACUGGUUCAUGUUCUACUUCCACAGAUUCUGGAGGCUGACCCCUGCGUAUAUGCUGGUCAUCAUGGUGUACGUCCCACUGUUCAAUCACUGGGGAGAAGGACCACUGUGGCCUCAGGCCGGCAUUGAACCUACCAACUGCAAACAAUGGUGGGGCAACCUCCUCUACAUCAACAAUAUCCUCGACAUAGAGAAUCUGUGCAUGGGUUGGUCCUGGUACCUGUCGAACGACAUGCAGUUCUACAUCCUCAGCCCCCUCGUCUUCAUGCCGUUCUUCCAUUCCUGGACGGCAGGGACUGCGUCGGCAAUGACGUUCCUGCUGACGACGUUCAUCACCUCCGGCAUCACCUCCAAACAUUACGGCCUCCCUGCCAGCAUGUUAACCAACCCUGGUAAGACUCUGGUGUAUAUGGACAAAUACUACUUCAAACCCUACACCCGUAUCGGGCCCUACAUCGUGGGUCUGUGGGUUGGCUACCUGCUCUACAAGACCGACUGCAAGUAUAAAAUGUCCAAGGCUGUAAAUUUGUUAGGAUGGGCCACAGCGACGGCCGUCUCCCUUGCGGUGUUGUAUGGCCUUUACAACGAUACCAAUGGACACCCUCUCACCGUCGACGAAGCCGCAUUCUACAACGCCAUGCACAGGACUGCUUGGGGAGGAUGUGUAGCGUGGGUGGUGUUUGCAUGUGCAACUGGGAAUGGAGGCUUCGUGAACACCCUGCUGUCCUGGCGUGCCCUCAUCCCCUUGAGUCGUCUCACCUACACCUGCUACCUUGUCCACCCCGUCAUGAUGUACAUCUACUACUACGGUCGACAGCAGCUCUAUUCCUUCUCUACAUUAGAUGUGAUAUGGACGUUCUUUGGCAACCUGACAGCUACCUACAUCAUAGCAUAUGUGACAUCUCUUGCAUUUGAGGCUCCGAUGAUGGGGCUGGAAAAGACCCUCCUCAAGAGAAAGAAAUCAUAGCACCAGCACACCAAACUCCAUCAUAUUAAAUGAAAUUACAGAGACAUUUUGACCACAAGUGCAAUGUUUUCCUCCUCACAAACACAAAGUAUGUCUCCACAUUUUCAGCAGAUUAACAUUUAUCAAUAUUCAUAUCUAAGUGCUGUUUCUGCAAGACUGUGUACACCAUGCUCCAUAUAACCAGGGGUGGAAAUAACUUUAAAAUUGCUAGUGAGCUCCGGUACAUUGGCACAUGUAAAAUCACUUGCACUGAUAAUUU